This is a messenger RNA of Cygnus olor (mute swan), 4236 nucleotides long. It is a transcript of the gene GGT1, whose product is annotated as gamma-glutamyltransferase 1. Gene Ontology annotation, cellular component: plasma membrane. The transcript has 14 exons. The coding region runs from base 1534 to 3240 and encodes 568 amino acids. The record is from RefSeq and is a predicted model, not a curated record. Gene Ontology annotation, molecular function: glutathione gamma-glutamate hydrolase. Lineage: Eukaryota; Metazoa; Chordata; Aves; Anseriformes; Anatidae. Gene Ontology annotation, biological process: regulation of inflammatory response; regulation of immune system process; glutathione catabolic process.
UACGUAUGUAAGGGAAAGUCUGUCCUAGAUCUGCAAAAAAAUCAUUUUGCAGCCUUCCUAGCAGUUAGAAGAGGAUCUAACUCAGAUAUGUACCUGUUUUGGUUCCCAUGACACUAACAAGUCACAAGUCUUUAAGGUCAAUGAGAUUCGGACCAUGAUUUGGCAUAUGGGAACAUUCCUUAUACUGUUUUAAAUAGUUCCCUUCCUUAUGCUGGCACAGUGUUAUGUGAACAGGUCAGGGGAGAUCUCUGACUGAAAAAUAACCUGGGAAGGGGAAAAAGUAAGGUCAUUCUCCAGUCCAGUUCACCGUGCGUUGCACAAGCAGCUCUGCUUGCAAGAGUCAUUCCUGCAUCUUCCUUCCCCACCCAAACCUAAGGACUCACCAUGGAGGUUCCUGCUGGUGCAGGAUUUCAAUGGCAUGAGCUGGGCAUUUAUUUGGCUACUGUUGCACGAACCUGCAGAUCCUGGUGUCGUAGCUGGCAGGGGACAGUAACUCUGACUGACCCUCUGACAGCCUGGAGAGCCUCCUGCCUUUUCCAGUUGUUUCAGCCAAGAAGACACUCACAUCAUCUGUUAGAUGUGGUGUCCUGUUAUACAGCUAUACCAGAGAUACUCAACUAAUAAUUUAUAAGCUCUCAGCUGGUCAAACCCUGUCCUCGUGCAUGACGUGGCGUCUCACAGUCAAACAAGCCCUUCAGCGAAAGAUCAACAAGACUAAUGAAGGAAGUUGAAAAUGAAUUAUUUUCCCUUUGGAGAGCAAUGGUAUAUCCUUGAGAGAUUUCCUCUCCAUUCACAUGCUACAAGACUUCCUCUGAUGGAGAAGGGCAGGAUGUACCUCUCAAGAGCUUCCCAGGUCAGUGGCCAGGACAGUGCCAUUUAGGGGAUGCAUGUGCCUUCGUCCCCGCAGGGCUCCCUGCCCCUCUGGCCAUGUGGUGGGACAGUGCUCCAGCAUCAGUUCAUUGUGGAGAGUGCAGGAGUGGGGCUUUCCCCAGCGAGGUGGCUAUGGUGGCAAUGGUGCCCUAACACAGAUGGUGUCAUUGCUACCGGGUAUUGUGCCAUGGGAAAGGCCAGCAACUGGCAGCGUAUUGUUUGAAUUAUAAAGAAAAGAAAUGACGCUGCCAGUACAGAUUCACUCCUGGGACUACCCAACAUCAAACUAUUGUCCUCGUUCAAGUCUGAUCCUUCCUUGCUCCCCACCCUGUAUGCUGUUCCCUUUACUGUGAGAAAGCAUGGCACGGAAAGUGUCUGACCACUGUCCUCAGCUUGCCAUGUGAGCCAGCAAUUCUUCAGGGAUGGGGAGGGGGAAGGGUGGCAAUGACUUUACAGCUCAAAGAUACAACUUCAUUACAUCACCCUCCCUUUCUGACCACUCCCAUAUAUAAAGUCUUGCUGCCACUCAGCUGUGUGACCGAUCUUGCUUUUGAAAUCCUUGUUUCUGGGAACCCUUGAGGAAUAAGGGGCAAGAAACGUCUUUUGGUGCCACUAGCAGAAGGUGAACUGCCUCCAGGUAGAAGAGAGCUUUCAAAGCAAAAGAUGAAGAAGUGCUAUGUGGUGGCUCUAGUCCUGACUGCAGUCCUACUGGGGCUCAUCUUGUUCCUGGGACUCUUCUUCGGACUGCGCUCUGACUCAGAAGACAAGCACACCUAUAAGAGGGCGGCUGUGGCUACGGACGCUGGGCAGUGCUCAAUAAUUGGAAGGGACAUCCUUCAGCAAGGUGGAUCUGCAGUGGAUUCUGCAAUUGCAGCUCUGCUCUGCGUGGGACUCAUGAACGCUCACAGCAUGGGCAUUGGAGGGGGACUGUUCUUUACCAUCUACAACAGCACAGGAAAAGUGGAAAUCAUUAAUGCAAGAGAGGUGGCUCCAAAAGGAGCCUCGGAGGCCAUGUUUGGGAACGACACACAGCUCUCUCUGAAAGGAGGAUUGUCUAUCGCUGUUCCAGGAGAAAUCCGUGGCUAUGAACUGGCUCACAAACGUCAUGGCAGGCUGGCGUGGAAAGACCUGUUUAUGCCUAGUGUCAAGUUGGCAAGAGAAGGAUUCCCUAUUGGGAAAGGCCUUGCAGCAGCCAUCAAAUCAAGAGAGAAGUCAAUUGAAAGCAACCCCUCGCUGUGCGAAGUAUUCUGCAGAGGAGGGAAAAUUCUGCAUGAGGGUGAUAUCGUCAAGAUGCCUAAACUAGCCGACACAUAUGAGACUAUAGCCAAUGAAGGAGCAGAUGCCUUUUACACAGGAAGCCUGGCAAAACAGAUCAUCGCUGACAUCCAGAGUGUAGGGGGGAUUGUCUCAAUGGAUGACCUGCGGGACUACAAUGCAACAGUGAUUGAAGAUCCCAUACAGGUUACGCUUGGGGAGUUUACCCUCUACACGCCUAGUGCCCCCCUGAGUGGCCCAGUGCUAGCCCUCAUUUUCAACAUACUGAAAGGAUAUAAUUUCUCUGCUGACAGCAUCAAAACUGUGGAGAAGAAAGGUCUGACUUACCACCGCAUUGUGGAGGCCUUUCGCUUUGCCUACGCCAAGAGGACUUUACUGGGAGAUCCAAAAUUUGUCAACAUUACAGAGGCAAUCAGAAACAUGACGUCCGAGUUCUUUGCUGAUAGUCUCCGAAGAAAAAUCACAGACAACACUUCCCAUCCAGUUGACUACUACGAGCCAGUAUAUUACACUCCAGAUACUGCCGGUACAUCCCACCUCUCCAUUGUGGCUGAUGAUGGCAGUGCUGUGUCCGCCACCAGCACCAUCAACCAAUACUUUGGCUCUGAUGUACGAUCCAACGUGAGUGGAAUCAUAUAUAAUGAUGAGAUGGAUGACUUCAGCUCACCUUACAUAAUCAAUGGAUUUGGGAUACCUCCUUCUCCAGCAAAUUUCAUAGCACCAGGUAAACAGCCGAUGUCCUCCAUGUGCCCCUCCAUCUUGGUGGACAAAUCAAAAAAGGUCAGGAUGGUGGUUGGUGCUUCUGGAGGAACAAAAAUAACCACAGCAACAGCACUGACGAUCAUCAAUUCCAUCUGGUUUGAUUAUGAUGUGAAGAAAGCAGUGGAAGAGCCCAGAAUUCAUGAUCAGCUGUUUCCCAAUAUCACGGAGCUUGAGCAGCAAAUAGAGGAGGGUAUAGAAGAACAACUAAAGAAGAGAAAACACAAUACCACACGAGUGACCAGCGGUGCGGUUGUGCAAGCCAUUCUCAGAACAGAUGAUGGAUGGGCUGCAGCCUCCGAUUCCCGGAAGGGUGGCUUUCCUGCAGGCUACUGACCUGGUUCAGCUCCUUUUUUUCAGUGAUCUAGUGACACUGAGAGCUUGGACUGAUGUUCUCAACAGCCAUGACCGAAGUGCCUCAUGCCACAGCAGUGUGCUGAGACAAAUGUGUACCAGGACAUGACCUCCUUGAAGAAUCUGUUCUGCUUUGAAGAGUUUGAUUCCUGCCUCCACCAUCCCAUGAAGUCAGAUUGUGUACCUAGUUUCUGAAGAAGGUCCAGCUCACCCAAGCUGCAGGAAGUGUUUUGUUUGCACAGUUUCAGCUACCACAGUUUCAGUGUCCCUUUCACAGCUAGAGAAGAGAUUUGUUUCUUGUUGAGUAGACAAAUUCCAGGACCCUGGGAACUGGGUUUUCUAAGUUACAAACUAAUCGAUCUGUGCCACAGUGGUGAGCUCAGCUCUAGCCUGGGAUAAGCCUUCACAAACUCACCACUCUUUCUUUUAACAAAAGAUGUUUCUGCUUUUCACUUCAGUUGAUUAAUGGAGAUGGAUGGGUAACUUGGGAAGUGGCUUCAAACUUUCUUAUAUUUCUGUUGAGAAGGUCUAAAGGGAAGAUACUACCUGUAAAACUCUGAGCACAACUAAAAUAAAUAAAAAUGGAGCCACGUAUUUUUCUUGUCUGCACAAUUGAUAUUGCCAAAAGAGAUGGUGAGAGUCGGCAUGAAAGAAGCUCUUCAGAGAUUUUUCUCUUUUGUUCACUCCUUUGAUGAAGCUAUGAAUUUAAAAGAGGAAAAAAAGUAUCCAAAACAAACUAAUUUUUCUCCAGUUUUCUUCCUACCACAUCAUACUGCAGACCUGGAAUACCAGAGUCUGUGUAAAUCAACCCUCUGAAAAAGGGCACACUGCAGUUACUCAUUUGAAGGUAAGUUGUAAUUAAUCAAUGACCUCUCAGAAAUCCAUAUCUGAUACAGAACAGCUAACAGUGUCUGCACCUGUGCAUGAGUGGAUUUUGUACCGGGGAGCCCAGAACUGGACACAAAAUCACAGAAUUGA